Messenger RNA from Megalops cyprinoides (Indo-Pacific tarpon), 1926 nucleotides. RefSeq names its product CUGBP Elav-like family member 4. Gene Ontology annotation, molecular function: mRNA binding. Gene Ontology annotation, biological process: mRNA splice site recognition; regulation of alternative mRNA splicing, via spliceosome. The record is from RefSeq and is a predicted model, not a curated record. Lineage: Eukaryota; Metazoa; Chordata; Actinopteri; Elopiformes; Megalopidae. The transcript is spliced from 13 exons. Bases 82 to 1527 code for a protein of 481 amino acids. Gene Ontology annotation, cellular component: nucleus; cytoplasm; ribonucleoprotein complex.
GGAGAGAGAGUGAGAGAGAGAGAGAGAGCGAGAGAGAGAGGGAGAGAGGGAGAGAGAGAGCAGUCGGCCCAUUGAAGAAAGAUGGCUACAGUCACAGCGAACGGAGUGCAGCAAGAGAAUGGAUUCAGCACCACGAACAGCGCCGGCAGGAUGAACGGGCUCACAAUCGGACAGAACACCAUUCCCAUGAAGGACCACGACGCCAUCAAACUGUUUAUCGGACAAAUACCGAGAAACCUGGAGGAGAAGGACCUGAAGCCCUUAUUUGAGGAAUUCGGGAAGAUAUACGAACUUACCGUGCUGAAAGACAGGUUUACAGGAAUGCAUAAAGGAUGUGCCUUUCUAACAUACUGUGCCAGAGAAUCAGCACUGAAGGCCCAGAGUGCACUGCACGAACAGAAGACCCUUCCAGGGAUGAACCGACCGAUCCAGGUGAAGCCAGCAGACAGCGAAGGACGAGGAGAAGACAGGAAGCUGUUUGUGGGGAUGCUGGGAAAGCAGCAGAGUGAGGAAGACGUGCGGCGGCUGUUCGAGACCUUCGGCCAGAUCGAGGAGUGCACCAUCCUGAGAGGGCCUGAUGGGGCCAGUAAGGGCUGUGCCUUUGUGAAGUUUUCCAGCCACGCAGAAGCACAGGCGGCCAUCAACACCCUGCACGGCGGACAGACCAUGCCAGGGGCGUCGUCCAGCCUGGUGGUGAAGUUUGCGGACACGGACAAGGAGCGGACCCUUCGCAGGAUGCACCAGAUGGCCGGGCAGCUCGGCAUCUUCAGCCCCAUGACCAUCCAGUUUGGAGCCUACGGAGCUUACACGCACGCUCAAAUGAUGCAACAGCAAGCAGCCAUCAUGGCCGCCGCCCAGGGCUCCUACCUUAACCCCAUGGCAGCCAUCGCCGCGGCCCAGAUGCAGCACAUGGCCUUCAACGUCAACGGCCUCAUGGCUGCCCCCAUGACACCCUCCUCAGGCACCAGCACUCCUCCCGGUAUCAGUGCCACAGCCGUGCCUAGCAUAGCCACUCCCAUCGGGGUGAACGGCUUCAGCGCCCUCCCCCCGCAGAGCAAUGGCCAGCCUGCCUCCGAGCCCAUUUACGCCAACGGGAUCCACCCCUACCCAGCACAAAGUCCUACGGUUGCAGACCCUCUCCAGCAGGCUUACGCUGGUGUGCAGCAUUACGCAGCAGCCUACCCCGCCGCCUAUGCGCCAAUCAGCCAAGCGUUUCCGCAGCAACCAGCCAUCAUUCCCCAGCAACAGAGAGAAGGGCCAGAAGGCUGCAACCUGUUUAUUUACCACCUCCCCCAGGAGUUCGGAGACGCUGAGCUCAUGCAAAUGUUUCUGCCUUUUGGCAACGUCAUCUCUGCCAAAGUGUUUGUGGACCGGGCAACCAAUCAGAGCAAAUGUUUCGGCUUCGUCAGCUUUGACAACCCGUCGAGCGCUCAGGCUGCCAUCCAGGCCAUGAACGGCUUUCAGAUCGGCAUGAAGAGGCUGAAGGUGCAGCUCAAGCGGCCAAAGGACGCCAACCGACCUUACUGACCCGUCUGCCAUCCGCGCCAGGAUGAAGGGCCUCGAAAUCUAUUUCCACAAGUGCAGUAUAAGUACAAAGACUUCUUGCUCUGCUACAUAUCAUGAAGGAAGUGUGGUCCCUUGAUUAUUCGGGGAAGAAACCGAGAGAUUUGGCGACCGAGGAAAGUAAACCAGGAUAAAGUUUUUUUGGUAUUGAUUUUUUUCUCUUUUUUUUUCCCUGCCUUUCUUGCCUGUUUUGCAUCGGCGUUUGUGGAAGAGGAUUUUUUGCCAAGACCAAGUUUUCGCUGCUGUUUAGUUUUUUGUUUUUUUUGUAGACAGAAAUACUUUAUAGACACAUAAUGCUGAAAGCAUGCAAAUGCACACACACACACACACACACACACACACACAUAUACGUACAUACACUCA